Molecule: messenger RNA, 1445 nt
Organism: Onthophagus taurus
Lineage: Eukaryota; Metazoa; Arthropoda; Insecta; Coleoptera; Scarabaeidae
Source: RefSeq, a predicted model, not a curated record
UACUGAAUGAAGUCUCUCAAUUGUUUGGAAGCAAUGGGAUAUAUGAGCACUUAUAUCCCUCUGCCUCCAAACGUCACCGUUCAUAAUAAUUUAGACAGUUAAACUGUGUGUUUACUCCCGUAUAAAUGCGUAUUAUUGAUGAUUUUCAGUGUAUUAAUUAGUCAAUAUUAGUGAUUAGUUUAAUGGACGUAAAUAGCCAAAUGAAUAUGGAACAUUUUGAUGAAGAUGAAUCUCUUGACGAUAGUGAUCUAGAUCGUGAUUAUGUCCCAGAAGAUGUACGGACUUCUACAUCUGAAGCUGAAGCAGACGUCGGCAACCAGCAGAUGAACAGAAGCAGAAAAAGGAUCAGAAAUGAAUCUUCUUGGGCACGGAACAAAGCAAAGAAGUGCAGGAAUAGUGGCGGCGAAUAUAUUGAUCAUAGGAAAGUGUUUAAGGAGUCUAAAAGCGUUCAACAGCUAGCAGGCCAUCGAUGUCGAUAUGAAUGUAGUAGUUUUUCGGAUGAAGAUCGUCAACAAAUCUUUCAAGACUAUUGGAAUUUGGGUUCAUGGAAUCUACAAACGGCAUUUUUAAAUUCCUCUAUGCAAACACUACUACCUGCCAAAAGAAGGGCAGAAGUUGAGCCGCGUAAACAGGUUAGCGUCAAAAUAAAACUACAGGGUAAAAGAGUUUGCAAACUAUUUGUGUUAAAAACUUUGAACAUAAGCCAAAAAAGGUAUGACAAUGUUUUAAAGAACAGAAAACCUUCAGGUGUAGCUCCAACUGACCAACGUGGUAGACACAUCCCAGCAAAUAAGAUUUCAGAACAUGAUAUUGGAGUAAUAAAGGCCCAUAUUCGGUCAUUCCCGAAAUAUUCAAGCCAUUAUUCACGAAACAAAAAUCCACAGACAAAAUAUCUCUCAGGCGAACUGAAUAUUCACAAAAUAUCCCAAGAUGUUCAUUUACGUAAAGCAGAGAAAGCUAGAUCAGAAAAAGAUGAUGCCAAGAAACUUGCCAAGGAUAACGCAACUACUGUAAAAGGAAUGUGUUUCGAUCUUGAAAAACCUUUCCCCACACCUGUACUAACCUGCAGUAAAGUUUACUAUCUCAGGCAACUGUGGGUGUACAAUUUUGCAGUGCAUGAUCUUGCUAAUAAUCAAGCCUCAAUGUUUAUGUGGCACGAAGGUGAGGCAUCGAGGGGAUCCCAAGAAAUCGGGUCGUGCCUAAUUAGGUAUGUUCAACAACUACCUAAUUCAAUAGAACAUCUUAUAGCAUUUAGCGAUAACGCAGGCGGCCAAAACAAAAAUAACAACAUUAUUAAAUUUUGGAGGCAGAUUGUUCAGACCACAUCUAUUCAGAGAAUAGACCAUAAAUUUUUGAUUUCUGGGCACUCUUACAUGGAAUGCGAUCAAGACUUCGGGAUUAUUGAAAAGUCCAAAAAAAAACCAAUAUAUUUUUGUUCCGGAUGA